This is a messenger RNA of Clupea harengus (Atlantic herring), 3599 nucleotides long. It is a transcript of the gene pdcd6ip, whose product is annotated as programmed cell death 6 interacting protein. NCBI's taxonomy places the organism in Eukaryota, Metazoa, Chordata, Actinopteri, Clupeiformes, Clupeidae. Gene Ontology annotation, molecular function: protein binding. Gene Ontology annotation, cellular component: endosome. Gene Ontology annotation, biological process: mitotic cytokinesis. The record is from RefSeq and is a predicted model, not a curated record.
UGACGUAACUGUUCUGACGUUCCAGACGGAGCGAGCAGUACCCAGGAAGUUAGCCACUGUUGUGUUUCUUCAGGUGUAGAUUUCCGUUUUAGUGAGAAAAAAAGACGAUAGUUCGGCGCGCCGAAAUGGCGACGUUUAUAUCUGUCCCGUUAAAAAAGUCAACAGAAGUCGAUUUAGUAAAACCACUAUCGAAAUUUAUCACAGCCACGUAUCCAGUUGGUGAGGAACAGGCAGAAUAUAUACGUGCGGUAGAGGAACUCAAUAAGCUGCGCAAAAGCGCUCUCGGAAGGCCCUUGGACAAACACGAGAGCUCCUUGGACAUACUGUUGCGGUACUAUGAUCAGCUCUGUGUUGUUGAGCCCAAAUUUCCAUUCCCAGAGCUCUGUCUCACAUUCACCUGGAAGGAUGCUUUUGAUAAAGGAUCACUGUUUGGAGGUUCUGUUAAACUUGCCUUGGCGAGUAUGGGCUAUGAGAAGACCUGCGUGCUGUUCAAUAUCGGAGCUUUAGCCAGUCAGAUUGCCUCUGAGCAGAACCUGGACAGCGACGAGGGGCUAAAGGCUGCUGCCAAGAACUAUCAGCUGGCCAGCGGUGCGUUUGCACACAUAAAAGACACUGUGUUAUCUAUGCUGUCCCGGGAGCCCACCAUGGACAUCUCCCCUGAGACUGCCAGCACCCUCAGUCAGAUCAUGCUGGCUCAGGCCCAGGAAGUCUUCUGCAUCAAAGCCACCUCUGAUAAGAUGAAGGACGCCAUUAUCGCUAAACUGGCUAACCAGGCUGCCGAUUUCUACGGUGAUGCAUUUAAGCAGUGCCAGUAUAAAGAAAAUCUCCCAAAGUAUUUUUAUUUCCAGGAGGUGCUCCCGGUCCUGGCUGCCAAACACUGCAUGAUGCAGGCCACUGCUGAACUGCACCAGGCCGCACUGGCCGAUCAGAAGAAGCGUUUUGGAGAGGAGAUUGCUCGCCUCCAACAUGCCGCUGAGCUGGUGAAAACUGUUGCAUCACGUUAUGAUGAGUAUGUGAAUGUCAAAGAUCUGUCUGAACGCGUAAACAGAGCUCUUACUGCCGCCAAGAAGGACAACGACUUCAUCUACCACGACCGUGUGCCUGAGCUAAAGGACGUUGAGCACAUCGGCAAAGCAACACUUGUCAAGGCUACCGCCAUUCAGAACCCUCUCAGCCAGAAGUUUAGCGACCUCUUUGAAAAGAUGGUCCCCAUGGCCGUGCAGCAGUCAGUGAGUGUGUCCAACCAGAGGAAGGCCGAUACGGUCAACAGACUGGUGGGCGGCCUGAGAGAGGCCACUAACCUCUGCAACGGGGUUCUGGCAUCUCUGAAUCUGCCGGCUGCCCUGGAGGACCUGUCUGGUGACUCUGUCCCUCAGUCCAUCCUGGAGAAGUCCCGUGCUGUGAUGUCUCAGGGUGGACUACAGAGUGUGGAGAUGCUGAUCAAGGAGCUGCCAGAGCUUCUCACGCGCAACAGAGAGAUUCUUGACGAGUCUCUUAAGAUGCUGGUUGAUGAGGAGGCCACAGACAACGAGUUGAGAGCCAAAUUCAACCAGCGCUGGAACAGAACACCCUCUGGCGACCUGUACAAGCCCCUGAAAACAGAGGGAGCCAACUUCAGCAGUGUGCUGGACAAGGCGGUGUCAGCUGACCAGGUGGUGCGUGAGCGCUUCAACACCCACUGUGAGAUGAUCGCUCUUCUGUGUCGCUCUGAGGCGGAGCUCAGUGCCGCCAUCCCCUCUGCUAACCCCACCAAAACACUACAGGGCAGUGAGGUGGUCAGUGUGUUGCGAUCACAGCUGGCUCAGCUGGAUGAGGUCAAGCAGGAGCGUGAGGUUCUGGAGGGAGAGAUCAAGAGCGUCACGUUUGAUCUGACUGCCUCCUUCCUGACUGCUCUGGCUCAGGAUGGCGCCAUCAACGAGGAGGCCCUGAGCGGUGGCGCGUUACACACACACUAUGGCAACCACACGGAGCGCGUGCAGAACAGCCUGCGCUCUCAGGAAGACUUGCUCGCUAAGAUACAGACCUCUCACCAGGAGUUUUCAGCACUUAAGCAGUCCACCAAUGAGGCCGACGCCAGGGACGACGUCCUGAAGAAGCUGGCCGCGGCUCACGACAGCUACACAGAGAUCUCUAGCAAUCUGAAGGAGGGCACUAAGUUUUAUAAUGACCUGACUGAGAUGUUGCUGAAGUUCCAGAAUAAGUGCAGUGACAUUGUGUUUGCACGCAAGACAGAACGAGACGAGCUCCUCAAAGAACUGCAACAGAGUAUUGCUCGUGAGCCCAGUGCCCCAUCCUUCAACGUUCCAGCCUAUCAGAGCGCUCCCAGCAGCACAAAUCCCGCCCCUGGCUCGGGCCCCACUCCAGCUCCACGGACAGUUUUUGUUCCCCCUCCGACUCAGGCUAAAGGCACCCCCCCUGCCAGACCACCACCACCCAGCAUCACUCCACAGGCUGCAGGCAGCGCUCCUCCUGGCGCUCCCCCGCCCGGCAGCAACCCUCCACCAGUGGCUCCUGCUGCUUCUCAAGCCCAAGGACCCCCAUACCCAACCUAUCAGGGAUACCCAGGGUACUACCAGAUGCCAAUGAAUUACAACCCGUACAUGUAUGGGGGUCAGUAUGGAGUAGGAGUUCCCUACAUGCCGUAUCAGACGCCACCAGCACAGGGAGGCUACCCAGCACCUCCUCCCAACCAGCAACAGCAACCUUAUCCCUACCCUCAACAGGCUGGCCAACAGCAGCCUUACUACCCUCAGCAAUAAACACUUCUACCAGUCUUUUUCCUACCCUUUAAAAUCUUCCCCCUCAUCCCUCAUGUUCUAUACCUAUACCAUGGCUUGAGUCCUAACACCCUGAGGCCUACCUUCUAACCCAAGUCCUUGUUACACAUCAGUAACUAGCAGAGCUCAAAUGACUUGACAUGGUGUUUCCUCAACACUUUGUAAACCACACCUAUGUGACUACUACCCCAAUAACUUCACCACAGACACAGUCCUACUAGCCCAGCAAUAAUUACUUUUAUGUUCUUGUACCCUUGCACUCCAUCCUGAAACUAAGCACUGCCUUUAUCUUCCUUUUACGAGUGCUCUGCACCACACACCCUAAAGAACGAGUUCCUUAAAUGGGGAGCUACCUCUGAAACACUUAUUUUUGGCUGCAUGUGAAGAACGUAAUGCUGACUGACAGUUAUUCUCCCUCAACAGAAUCCACAAACUUUAUUCUUUAAGCCCAACCACCUCCCUUCCCUUGCUCCCCCCCCUCCCUUUCACUGACGUCCAAAGUUAGAAAGGCGCUUGUUUGGGGCAUGCGUCUUAUUUUUAUAUCGAAAACUUCAGUACCACCUUAACUUGCUUGAAGGAGUAUAAUCAUAUAGGAGAGUAAGCAGUAUAUUCUAGUGGGAGUUCAUAAUUUUGUGUACAUGCUGGUCAUUGUUGGGAGGUACAGUCUCUUUAAAGUUUUCUUUAUUGCUAUUCUUUUUGUUGCUCUACAUCCAUCAUUUUAGUCAGUGCUUUUGGAGGGCUUCACUGAUGUAAUUACUUUAUUAACAAUCAACUAUGUUUGUGUUUUUAUGUUUCCACGUGGGAUUAAAAUCUGGACAUAAA